CAAAAAAAGGGCAAAACAGUAAAAUAAGAUAUGAAAUCACUCAGCCCAAACCCUUAGGUGAAAACGGCGUGGUUUUUAGAAGUUUGGGAAAGCGAAGAACGCGAGUCAUGAAAAUUGGUGAAUUGACUAUUACAACACCUGUCUCCUGACACCGUCGUCAGCGGCGGUUGAAACCUCGGGAGACCGCGAUCUCCCGACGGCGGUUACUCUCACCGUAACGUCAUCAAUCAGAUUAGUAAAUGUAUAUUGAAAGUAGAAGAAGAACAAGAAGAAGAAGAAUAUUUGUAUUGUAGAAUGAGUCAGCCAACAGUGAUACUUGCCACUGCCAGUUAUGAUCACACUAUUCGAUUUUGGGAGGCCAAGAGUGGUCGCUGCUACCGUACCAUACAAUAUCCUGAUUCGCAAGUAAACCGGCUGGAGAUAACUCCGGAUAAACGCUUCCUAGCUGCAGCCGGAAAUCCUCACAUACGGUUGUUUGAUGUUAAUUCAAAUAGCCCUCAGCCGGUAAUGAGCUAUGAUUCACAUACCAAUAAUGUAAUGGCAGUUGGAUUCCAGUGUGAUGGGAACUGGAUGUAUUCUGGUUCGGAGGAUGGCACGGUUAAGAUCUGGGAUUUGAGGGCACCUGGUUGUCAAAGGGAAUAUGAAAGUCGCGCAGCAGUUAACACUGUUGUGUUACACCCAAACCAGACUGAACUAAUAUCUGGUGAUCAAAAUGGCAAUAUUCGUGUGUGGGAUUUGACAGCAAACUCAUGCAGUUGUGAAUUGGUGCCAGAGGUGGAUACGGCUGUACGCUCUCUGACAGUAAUGUGGGAUGGCAGCUUGGUAGUAGCAGCAAAUAAUAACGGGACAUGUUAUGUGUGGCGCUUGUUGCGAGGGACUCAGACAAUGACAAACUUCGAGCCACUUCAUAAGCUGCAAGCACACGAUGGCUACAUCCUCAAAUGCCUUCUAUCACCCGAGUUUUGUGAACCCCACAGGUACUUGGCAACUGCAUCUUCUGAUCAUACUGUCAAGAUAUGGAAUGUUGAUGGUUUUACACUAGAGAAGACUUUGAUAGGGCAUCAACGUUGGGUGUGGGACUGUGUCUUCUCAGUGGAUGGUGCCUACCUUAUUACAGCCUCCUCUGAUUCAACUGCUAGGCUUUGGUCUAUGUCAACUGGUGAAGAUAUUAAGGUUUACCAAGGGCAUCAUAAAGCUACAAUUUGUUGUGCCUUGCAUGAUGGGGCUGAACCUGCAACUUCUUGACAUAGUGACGAGUUAUUUUUCUAUGUCCGAUACAUCUUGUUAUGUAAAUAUUAUUUAUUGUCUCGUUGUUCUAUGAAGUUUACUUUAGUUCUUUGAGGGUGUGCUCAUGUACUUGAUAACCCAUAGGGGAUGAAAGACGUUAACUUUAUAAUAUUUCUAAUGUUAUUUGUCGAUAAUUUCUCAA
Molecule: messenger RNA, 1429 nt
Organism: Cicer arietinum (chickpea)
Lineage: Eukaryota; Viridiplantae; Streptophyta; Magnoliopsida; Fabales; Fabaceae
Product: target of rapamycin complex subunit LST8
Biological process (GO): regulation of actin cytoskeleton organization; TOR signaling
Cellular component (GO): TORC1 complex; TORC2 complex
Molecular function (GO): protein binding
Source: RefSeq, a predicted model, not a curated record